UCUUUUGAUAAUGUUUUUUGAUUCUCUCUUCUACUUAUGAAAACCCACAUGCUUAUAUUAUAUGUAAGAUCAUCGUACUUCCAAUUACAAAAAUACUUGAAAAUGAAGCAAUUGACUGUCCUUGGAAUCACAGCUCUCUCUAUCUCUCUUUUCCUACUUUCUGCACCAAGUAUAUAAUUGUCUAUGAUAUUGAAUCUAGCAAUUUGUUUUCCAAUAGCAACACCCCAUUUGCAUGAAUGCGAAUCCUUUCUUCUAAUCUUUGCUAGUCUCUCGACUUUGAUUAUACUACCUUAAUUCAUAUUCCAGCUUCUUUUUUUUUAUCUCAUAAGGCUUCUCUGCCUAGGGCUUUUCCCUUAAAUUUCAUCGAUUCCUUUCAUAACCCAAUUUCAUUCUCUCCUAAAAAAAAACUCUGUUCCCCUCUCAUACCGCACUAAUCUUGCUGUAAAAUAUCAGGAAAAUGGUACCUAACAAGCUUUCCUCCCCAGACUCCAGCUCGACUUGGACAGCCGAGAAAAACAAAUUGUUCGAAAAUGCUCUCGCAAUCUAUGAUCAGGAAACCCAUGACCGUUGGCACAAGAUAGCCAGGAUCGUUGGAGCGACAACUGAAGAGGAAGUGAAGAGGCAGUACGACAUCCUAGUACAUGACAUCAACUGCAUCGAGUCAGGCAAAGUUCCCCUUCCUAAAUACAGGAAAGUAGGAGAAAGCAACAUCAGCAAUCAUGAGAAGAGGCUGAAGAGUUUAAAGCUAUAAAGACGCUCUCCGGCAUUAGACGCAGCACCAAUUUCCUCAUGAAGUGGAUCUACCAUUAACUUAUAUUGUCCCCCCCUGUCACAUCCCUUUGUUUUUUCCUUCAACAUCUAAAUGCAGUGUAAUUUCCCCCCCCCCCCCCCAUUUCUUGCACAUGUAACAAAGGAAGAAUCAUCUCAUAUGCGAGCACUAACUUAUUUCUCAUCA
Rosa rugosa (rugosa rose) is the source of this 955-nucleotide messenger RNA. Its product is annotated as protein RADIALIS-like 3. The record is from RefSeq and is a predicted model, not a curated record. Gene Ontology annotation, molecular function: DNA-binding transcription factor activity. The coding region runs from base 458 to 751 and encodes 97 amino acids. NCBI's taxonomy places the organism in Eukaryota, Viridiplantae, Streptophyta, Magnoliopsida, Rosales, Rosaceae. The transcript is spliced from 2 exons.